This is a messenger RNA of Photinus pyralis (common eastern firefly), 1270 nucleotides long. RefSeq names its product DNA-directed RNA polymerases I and III subunit RPAC1 (gene Polr1C). Gene Ontology annotation, biological process: DNA-templated transcription. The transcript is spliced from 7 exons. NCBI's taxonomy places the organism in Eukaryota, Metazoa, Arthropoda, Insecta, Coleoptera, Lampyridae. Bases 271 to 1224 code for a protein of 317 amino acids. The record is from RefSeq and is a predicted model, not a curated record. Gene Ontology annotation, cellular component: RNA polymerase III complex; RNA polymerase I complex. Gene Ontology annotation, molecular function: protein dimerization activity; DNA binding.
UGCUAAAAUUAACAUACAUGAAGUUGCAGACAUACCUAGGGCGUUCAGAAAAUUUGUUAAAAUUAAACUUCACUGUAAAUGAACUUGUACAACACAACAAAUGUUAACUGAAGUUAAAACUGAAGAUUAUGGUUUGUUUCAAUCUGCAGUUUAAACCUACAUUGUACAACUGGCCCUUUUAAAAAGAACCAACCUUGAUUCAAGACCGACUUCUGGCCCCAUCUGACUGCUGAUGCCUUCUUCCUUUGAGAGUAAUCCAGUAAGCAAACAAUGAAUAUACCAACUCGAGCGACCGUACUUGAUCAAACAUUCCACAUAAAAACAUUCAAAGAAAAUCUCCGCAUUGUAGUUGUUCGUCUGGAUAACUUAGAAAUGGAGUUCGACUUAAUCGGAAUACAUCCUUUUAUAGCUAAUACCUUUCGACGAUUAAUGUUAAGUGACGUUCCGAGUAUGGCAAUUGAAAAAGUUCAUAUUUAUAAUAAUACGUCGAUUAUUCAAGACGAGGUGUUGGCGCAUAGGCUGGGAUUGAUUCCACUCAAAGCAGAUGCACGACUGUUCAAUACGCAUGUUCCAGAUAGUGAAGAGAAUGAGCAGGACAGUUUAGAGUUUGAAUUAAAAAUCAAGUGUACUCGAAUUAAGGACGACAAUAAGGAUUCAUCACGGAUCGACGAUAUUUAUAAGAAUCACAGUGUGUAUUCAAAACAUAUCAAGUGGUUACCAAAGGGAUCACAAGCGGAAAAUUUUAAGGAGACUGAUGUAGGUCCAGUUUACGAUGAUAUUCUAAUAGCCAAGUUGAGGCCGGGGCAUGAACUUGAUUUGAAACUAAUUGCCAUGAAAAGUAUUGGACGAGAUCACGCAAAAUUUUCUCCAGUUGCAACCGCAUUCUAUCGCCUACUACCCGACAUAAAAUUAACAAGGGAAGUUGAAGGAGAAGCGGCCGAAAGGUUACAAGGAUGUUUUUCUCCCGGUGUAAUUGGACUACGUCAUUUAAAAGAUGGUCGAACAGUCGCUGCUGUGAACAACUCAAGAUACGACUCAAGCAGUAGGAAUGUAUUUCGCUACGAUGAUUUAAAGGAUGCCGUUGUUAUGACGAAGAUACAGGAUCAUUUCAUUUUCAGUGUGGAGUCUGUUGGAGGUAUGGCACCGGAUGUUAUAUUCGUAGAAGCUGUAAAAAUUUUGAAAGAGAAGUGCAUGUCAUUGUUGGACGAAUUGGAACAAUCUUAGAAGUUGUUUUCAGUCUCAAUUAUUAAUAUAACAUAUUUAAAGUAUA